AUGCUCAUCCCCAGCAUGAAUUCUUCUCUCUUCCUGUUUUUUUUCCUUGGGCUACUGAUGCCACUGCUCAACGCCUGCAGUCCACCUCUGAACGACUUCCGUCUGUUCAACGACACCUCCCUCCUACCUCAAAUCCUUGCCGAGCAUGGCAUCGACAUGAACAACCCAGAGCAAGGCUCAGCUGAAGUCGUCUCCAACACGAUAAGUCCGCACGAAAGAUGGCAUGCGGGCAUGGAUCCAUCGACUCCAGAGGUCACAGUCAUCCACUGGUGCUACUACAGCCAAGUCGAGAUUAACGCAAUUGGGCUGAUGGGCAACCACGUUGCAAAAGCCUGGGAACGUUGGCACCAGAAGAUCGGCCAAGCUUCCGCAGAGAGUGGCCACACACUGGAGUUUCGCUUGUGGAAGAAGAUGUGCACCCUCGAUCCUGCGCCAGGGGGUAUACAUCGUACGUGGAGACUGGAGGUUCCGAAGAGGACCGUGGUGGUAAGGCUGGCGAGGGAACUGGAUGGUGGAGCGCAGUCCACGACUGGGUAUAUACCUGAAGCAUGGAAUAAUCGAGAAGGUCGCCAUAAACUCGAAAUCUCCCCCAGUCUUUUCUAUUCGCCGCCUGAAUUCAUCCAGUCGAUCCUUGCCCACGAACUGGGUCACAUCUUUGGCCUCUGGCACGAGCACCAGCGUGAAGACCGAGAUCGUUACGUCCAUUUCGAGUGCAAAAACCUCAACGGGUACGCCGAAGUAGCCCAAAGGAUUUCGGAUCAGAAACCAAGUUUCACCAUGGCCGAGAUGUGCGAAUCCUGGAAGCUCGGCCGCGACCCAAACUGGAGUUUCCCCGCGCCCAGUUUCUCCACGCAGACAUCGCGCGAGUCGUCCAAUGUCAUGUGGUGGGAGACAUUUCCGCUUCAGGUGACCCACAGCGAAAAGUACGACUACGAUAGCAUCAUGCAUUAUGCAUCUAGUCAGGCGAUGCGGCCGGGAAACAAUGGGUAUGAUGUCAAGCAAGCUGUGUUGACCAAGUGGAAGAAGCCGCUGGAUGAGGGUCAGUCUGCGCCGCCGGUUACGGCGAUGAAUUCAUUCAUCAUGCGGGGGACUGGGGUUCCGUCGGAUAGGGAUUACGAGGCUAUCAAGAGGUUGUAUCCGUGGCCGAGUAGACAGGAUGCGCCACCGAGGGGCGAUAAGGUAGGAUAGUAUGUGUGGAUCUCUUUACGUUGGACUUGCUGGCCAUCUUUUCAGUCGGCAUAUAUAAAUAGUUGUUUCUAGAUGGCAG
This is a messenger RNA of Dothidotthia symphoricarpi CBS 119687, 1267 nucleotides long. RefSeq lists its product as uncharacterized. The transcript is spliced from 3 exons. Bases 1 to 1188 code for a protein of 395 amino acids. NCBI's taxonomy places the organism in Eukaryota, Fungi, Ascomycota, Dothideomycetes, Pleosporales, Dothidotthiaceae. The record is from RefSeq and is a predicted model, not a curated record. Gene Ontology annotation, biological process: proteolysis. Gene Ontology annotation, molecular function: metalloendopeptidase activity.